This is a messenger RNA of Lagopus muta (rock ptarmigan), 7691 nucleotides long. It is a transcript of the gene TYW5, whose product is annotated as tRNA-yW synthesizing protein 5. Bases 113 to 1069 code for a protein of 318 amino acids. The transcript has 8 exons. The record is from RefSeq and is a predicted model, not a curated record. NCBI's taxonomy places the organism in Eukaryota, Metazoa, Chordata, Aves, Galliformes, Phasianidae. Gene Ontology annotation, molecular function: 2-oxoglutarate-dependent dioxygenase activity; tRNA binding. Gene Ontology annotation, biological process: wybutosine biosynthetic process.
GGAGCGGAAAAGAGGGCUCCGUCUCCUGGCCCUCGCCGGGCGGCAGGAGUCGGGGAACGCUUCCGCUCGGUUCUCGUUUCCCGGCGGAGCGGCGGACGACGGGGCAGGGGCUAUGGAGCGGUGCGAGCAGGCCGUGGUGCGGGUGCCGAGCCUGGACGGCGUGACGCGGGAGCGCUUCCUGCGGGACGUCUAUCCUCGGAGAGAGCCAGUUGUGCUGAAGGGAAUGGAGCUGGGCCCUUGCACAACCAAAUGGACAGUAGAUUACCUGAGCCAAGCUGCAGGAUCUAAGGAAGUAAAGAUCCAUGUUUCUGCAGUACCACAGAUGGAUUUCCUCAGUAAGAACUUUGUGUAUAGAACUCUGCCUUUUGAUGUAUUUGUACGAAGGGCAGCUGAAGUCAAACACAAAGACUACUUUCUUUCUGAGGAUGAGAAGUACUAUUUGCGAUCAGUGGGUGAAGAUGUUAGGAAGGAUAUUGCAGAUGUCAGAAAACAGUUUCCUGUUUUGGCAGAAGAUGUUCAGAUUCCAGAGUAUUUUGAGAAGGAACAGUUUUUCUCUAGUGUCUUCCGCAUCAGCUCAGCAGGAUUGCAGCUAUGGACACAUUAUGAUGUAAUGGAUAACUUCUUAAUCCAAGUAACAGGUAGAAAACGAGUUGUUCUGUAUAGUCCUCGAGAUGUACCAUAUUUAUAUUUAUCAGGUACCAAAUCAGAGGUGCUAGAUGUUGAUAACCCAGACUUUGAGAAAUACCCACUUUUUGUGAAAGCCAAGCGCUAUCAAUGUUAUCUGGAAGCAGGAGAUGUGUUAUUUAUUCCAGCUAUGUGGUUCCACAAUGUAAUUUCUGAGGAAUUUGGAGUGGCACUGAAUGUCUUCUGGAAACACCUUCCUGCUGAAUGCUACGACAAGAGUGACACUUAUGGAAAUAAAGAUCCCACAGCAGCCUCUAGGGCAAUACAGAUCUUGGACAGGGCCUUGAAAACACUUGAAGAACUACCUGAAGAAUACAGGGAUUUCUAUGCUCGAAGAAUGGUGUUACGGAUCCAAGAAAAAGCCUAUAGGAAUGAUUAUGGAUAAAAUAACACUUUGUAAGUCACAGUCUCCUGUGGAAGUAGAGUACUAUAUGUUAAUAUAGGAACUGUCCAUGUCUACACAAAUUCUCUUUCUGUAAGGAUAAAAAGCAUUGUUGAUAAACUUUGUUAUACAUAACUGUUGACCUUGUAGGAUGUUUUGUUUUUCCUCAUGUGAUGUGCCCAAUCCCACUUCUACAAUGAAGCACGUAUCUGCAGUGCCUGCACUUCUAAAUCUAAUUUUGAAAUUAUUUAUGUACAUUUUCCUGAAAGGAAGUUUUGGUAUCUGGACAGAUCUAGCAGAAUGUACUCUUAGAAAUAACUGCACGUCUUCCUGAAUGCCUCCUUUAUACUAAAGUUAAGGAAAGCUGUAGAAAUUUAUAUGGGAUUCAGUAGAGCCAUUGGUUGUAACGAUUAUGGUCUCUUUCUCUGUCAUACAGCCUGCGUGGAGAGCUUCUGCUCCCUCUUGUGGUGAAACUCCAUAUAAUUUUGAGCACAAUUUAAGGCUGAGAUGGGAACAGUGCAGCAGCUUGACCACGAGGUAGAUGAUGUCUCCCUUUCCAAGCUGAAUGAGGCAUUAUGCAGGAAACUCUGUUGCAACCACAGUCACUGCCUCAGUGCACUUAGGCAGCACUUCUGCUUCUGCAGCUAAAACACUUGCAACUAGCUUUCCCACAAAUCCAUCAAUCUACAGCAGGAAAAUCUGAAAUGAUUGUAAUGCUGGAGGAGAUAUAGGAGCUGCUGGGAGCAGUAUAUGAGAAGCAUUAUGUUACCAUAUGAAAGGAGGCUGCAAUGUUACAUUUGCAGGUGAUAUUUUUGGCAGCCAAACGUAUCUGUGCUUACAGAAGCCAUGUAGAAGAAGGUGGACAUGUCACAGAAAGGGUUUCUAUUGCCCCUUCAAAAUGUCUGUUAUUUGUGCAGUUUUGGGGAUGCAGUAUUUAUCUGACAUCCAGGUCAGUCUGUGACUUUCAGCAGUGUGGCUAUUUUCAAGAGAAUGGUAUCUUUUCAAAAUCUCUUAGACAAGAUACGUAGGGCUAAUAAAGCACUGCAAAAAAAAAACAAAAAACAAAAAACAAACAACAAACAACAAAAAAAUAAAAACACCAAAACUCUCCAGAGAAGCAGGGGCUUGCUACACUGUGCCCAUUAUUUCUCUAAACCUAUUCUCCUUGGCAGUUCAACUCAGCGAAAAUAGCUUGCUGCCGUGUGAAUGGGCACCCAGCCAGCGGAAUGAAUAGACUUGAAUUGACUCAGCCAAGCGAUUCUGAUGGGCAUCAUUGUGCACGCUGUGGGUAGAAUUUAAAUCUAGGAUCACAAACAGGUCUCCCGAAUUUUUUUUUUUUUUUGAAGGAUUGCCUGUACAAUACUGCUUAGAUGGAACCUGUGUCUGUUAGGCUGGGAAAGCUUCUUGGCUUUGGCAAAGUUGUAAUGUCAAGGGCAACACAUGGAUUGUUUUUGUAUGUUAGGAGUAAAUGCAAAGGCUCAAAGAGCCUGCAGGAUACAGAAAGCUGUUCCAGCAUUGUGCCUUUGCAGCUCUGUUAACUCUAACCAUCAGCAGCUUCUCAUUAUGUUAGUACAGAGGCAGUACUGUGCUGAGCCCUCAUUCUAUCAUUUCUUGAUUCUCUGUUGCCAAAAGAGGCGCAAAGUAGCUUGGUGUUCUCAGGCCCUCUCAACACUCGGGUAUAAAAAGGGAAACUGGGUUUUUCAGAUGUAGGUACUAGUGUGGAGGUAGCCCAGCAGAAAAGCUGCAAUUCACUUGUUGGGCUAGUGUGAAGUUUGGAUUGGAAAAUACAUAUCUGGCUGGGCAGAGAUAAUCAUGAAUUAAAUGUCAGCCAAGGGCCAUAGGAAGUGCAGCUACUUGUGCUUCGUAUUACCAACUUUAAUUUUAUUUUUAUAUGUCAGCAAAUGAGGUCAUCUCACUGUGACCAUCAGCCGGUGGUAACCCAGCCCUGCUCAUGCUUCUCUUCCAGUGUGCUAUGAGAAAUGUGGGUGAGGAUAGGUUUUUUUUUCCCCCUCCCCAGGACUCUUCUUGUUUUCACAUCUCUGAGAAGAUAGUCAGUAAAUCCAUAGUGAUCUAAGCACGUAUUUGAGAAAGACAAAUAGUAUUCCAUGCAGACCAGUGAGAAGAUCAGCACAGCAGUUAUUUUAUCAGUAGCAUCCAUUUUUAUCCCUUUGAACCGAUUUCUUGAAUUUCUUAAACAAUUCAUAUGGAACACAUGGCUCUGAAAUGCUAUUAAAUUAGUAACCAAGCAGUUUAAAAGUGUAGUUUCUUAAUCUGAGCAUAAUGUCUCUAGUGACAAAAAUACUGAAGUUUGUGUUAAAAAAUAAAAUAUUACAAAACAAAACCAAAAGCCCUUGGUGCUUUCUAACCACUGUGGUAGAUGUUAUGAAGUAAGCAGUAGUGAUGAGUGAAUGGUGAAAGUAUCAAAGAAAUAAUCUCCAGCUAACACAGUGACAGAAUAGUUGUAGCCACACUGAAAAUAAGUGACUAAAAUAACAUGUUAGAGCCACUAAUGUUCUGUGGAAGUUCGUUCUUUAGGGAGCUACAGCAAAAUGGGAUCAUUCCACAAUAAAACACAUGAAGUUGUGGCAAUUAUAACUGCUGACAAUCUUAGACAUCCAAAACAGUCACUUUAGCAGUGCACAUAGCAGGUUACUUACACAUGCAGACUGCUCUGGACAAAAUACUUACAGUAUCUGCAGUCAGUAGUAACUGAAUUUUUAGAGUGAAUUUCAACUAAUGCUUUUAGAGUGUAAUCCAGUACAUGACAACAAAAUAGCAGGAAAAAAUACUUAUCCUUGAUUGCAUGAUAUCAAGGAUGACACACAACUUCAGAAGAAACACUUCUUAAGCAUUUUUCUUAAUGUUUCUGGUAGUAAGAAUCAAAUGCCAAAACUGAUGUCAGUAUAUUCUUUUAGCAUCAAGAUUCUGCCCACCCACGCAUGCUGAAGAUUUGAUGAACCUCACUCGACAACCUGGUUCUCUCCAGGAGUGAUGUAGAGUCUAUGUUAAAUGCCUGAUUUAAAAAGACUAGGCUUUCACAAAGCAUCAGAAAUACUUGCAAUUGCUUUCAAAUAUGCAGUAUGAAACCAUUUGCCUCAUUCACAUUGUUAGUCUCAUAAUGAGUUUAUUAGCUUGACAAAGGCAAGGAUGAUUUUACCAUACUAAAGGUUAUAUUAUGUAUAUAUUACAUAUAUAUUUAUGUCUUUACAGCUUUAAAAGAUUCUUUCCUCCUGUUGCCAAAGUGUCCCUUUACACAUCUGGGACACUUGGAUGUUUCUAUGCAGACAAUCCAGGUGUUGGGGAUGUACACUCAAAGACAGUAAUUUCUAAAAGAAAUUCUCUAUAAUAUCAUUCCAUUACCAAGGACUCUAGUGUUAUUCAAAUCAUUGUUACGUGUUUAUUUUUUUGGUGUUUUUAAAAAAAUAUAUUUUAUUUGGGCUUGACUCAGACUGUAGCACCAGGGACUGAUUCUGAUCUCUGCAGCUAUGAAAUUCUGCGAGCAAUUAUCUCUUUAUUUGGUGAUUGCUAUGAGAACCAGGAGCAAAUUGAAAAGAUUAAAAGAACUGCUCAACCAUGCAAAAUGAGCAGCUCCACAUGUGAUGCUAUGUUUGGCCAGAAAUGCUCAGAAGCUACUGCUUGUGGCAGAUCACAGCACUGUACAAUUUUUGCUGUGAAAGCACUUACAUUUCAGAUGUCAAGCAAUACAUGAAUUGCCUAAAACUUCCAUCACAAAACUCAAUGCAGUUCUAAAGAAGACAAAUGAGAAAGAAGAACUACACAGAUGUUCUGUAAGGGAUGCAAGUUUCACCUGAUGUCAGGCUAGAGUAUUCUUCAUAACUGAAGGCUGUUGUGGGACAUGUGAAGAGCCCCAUUUUGCACUUCACCGCUGGUACCUUUCGUGGCAGUCUUUCUGUCUUGCAGCAGCACUUUCACUAGAAACAACUCAGCUCUCAAGUGCCAAGUCUAACAGAGGAAACAACCCUGACUAAAAGUGCUCUUUGAGAACCUACUGAAAAGGGAAUUUUUAUAAAAAAUUAUAUGAAAAUUGGAGCAGUAGCGUUCCGCUGUUUUUUAAAUAUAUUAGAUGCUCAUAGAUGUUCAGAAAAAAAGUAUUUUUCCCUUUUUUCUAGCAGAUGUUUUUCUGAUCAUUUGCUUAAAAAGAAUCUGGCACUUCCUGAGUCACUUAAGAAACAAGUGUAAUGAAACCCCAAAGGCAGGAAACUACUUCAGAGCCAUCACUAUUUUAGAACCUGAAGUACUCUAAGCAAAAUGCCUGCCUUAAUCAGUUUUUCCAUGGUGAAUCUCAGUGAUGUGGAGCAGCCAGUACUGUAUAAAUCUUUGUGGGCUUUUUUCUUUUUUUUGUCAGUGGGAGGAGUUGAAAUAUGCUGUUAAUGCUGCUAAAAUGAGUUCAGUCAGGAGUGUCUAUCUGGCACUGGGAAAAGCAGCAUCUGUCUCCUCCACACAGGUGUUGUAUGAUCUUACAUUGAAAGAAAGAUUGCAAAGACUGCAGACUGCAGUGUGAGACAUGAGCCUUUGCUUUUUGUUUUGUACAGGGACACCCUGCACAAAAUUUACAUUUGUAGAUUCUGCUAGGCAGUACCUAAAAGUAGGGCACACAAGAGAGCACAGAGCUUAGCAGUUAUGUUGCUACAAGAAGGGCUGUGAAGCCCUUGGCUUCUAUGGCACAAGGAAUCCAAAGCAUUGCUCAACACAGGGUUUAUGCUAAAGCAACUACAGAAGCAUAGAGUCACCGAGGUUGGAAAAGACCUCUAAGAUGAUCCAGGCCAACCAUCCACCUGUCACCAACAUUUUCACUAAACCACGUCCCUCUGUACAACAUCUAUGCUGAUUGCUACUCACUGUAGCUUAUCUGCUACCGAUUACAUUGCCAUAUAUCCUGUAUUAAAACACAUGUGGCACUAUAGAUUAUUUCAGUGUUAUCAAGAAACAAUGCAACAAAUACCUCAAGCUACAGUUAUGAUUAAUAUAUUGUACAGUUAUGUCAGUCCUGUAUGGAAACUCAGUAAAAACAAUACAAAACCAGUUGAGUCAUCCAUAAUUUUUCACGGAACAUCUGUCGUCCAUCUUUCCAAUAUUUUUUUUAAUCAGUGUUAUUGCAGAAUCACUUUUACAAAACAGCUUAAGUUACCCGGACAGAGAAUAUUAUACACGUCUGAAGUAUUCUUAUAAUUGAAUUAUUUGGAAGAGACCAGGUGGGGAGGAUUAUCCUCAAAAGUACAAAAUUCAAAACCAACAAGACCACCCAACAGGGGUGAGAUGGACAUCAGCAAAGGCAAGAUGAAAAGUAAUCAGCUUCUGAUAAAGUUUAAAGAUAUCUUGGAGGGUUUGAUUUUACCCACAUCCUUCCUGCUGUGUUUCCAUGGGAUACCAGAUAAGUCAAUUCAGUCUGGUUUUUAGCAGACUUUCAGUUAGUUUGUUUAUUUGAUGGAUACCUGCUUUGAGACCCUAGAACCAGAUCUCAAGAAGCAGUGAAUAUACAGCAUUCCACUGUUGCACUGAGCAUAUGUGAAAAAUAAGGCCCUAGUAUAAUUUAAGAUAUGCACUUAAAGAAAACGGAUGGAUGUGGUAUAAACUCAGUACUUCAACUUACGGUCUCUAAGACAGGAUAAACACCACAGAUAGCAAACUGUCCACACAGAUAGCAAACUGUCACUAAGAGAAAGGACAACAUUGUUAGAAGCGCCAUAAGAGGGAGGGGGGGAAAAGUGACUUUCUUUCUUCAAAUAGCUCCAAAAGACUCUUCUGGGAAAGCUUAAGUGCCUGAUCAGAUGCAAUCAAUUUAUCCACGAAUAUCCACAGUAAUAACACCCUAAUUUCUGAAGUGACUUUGCAGUAACUUCUAUGACUAUUUAAAUACAUGUCACUCCUAUUAGUUAUCUCUGUAUCAGCAAUUAAUGUGAAUUUAGCAAGCUAGAACAGCUUACUAUAAAGUGCUAGUGCUAACUUACACUAGGAGGCAGAAAGAUGUUAACACCGGGAGAACAAAAGAUUUCAGUAACAUUUUAAGUCUUGGACCCUCAAUCACCUUUCAGACUUUGGGGUCCAAUUCAUUACAGAGGCAUCUAUAGAAAUGCGACUACAUCACCCCUUAGCCUUUGGUAGGAAAAAAGUUAGCUAAGUUUCUAGUAUGUAAGACGCACUCAAAGUAGAAUCAUUUAUGUUAUGUGUAAUCUGGACAAUUUCACAGAACUGAGCACUGUCUUAAAGGGAUCUUUAACAGCUGUGACUUAAAACGUAUUAGCAUUCCUCAAAAUCUGAAGAACAUCUUUCCUACUGUCCAAAAACAAGCAAGUAAUGUGAAGAAUACCAGCUAUUACAUACCUGGCUGACUAAGGACGGUGUAACGUUCCUUACCACACUCAGACAUAUAAGUGCAAGCAAGCAUGAAAACCACUGAACUUUAGGCAUUUACAUCCAAGCAUAUUAAAAAACUGCCUUUACAGUUAACCUUGAGAAACAAGCACACGCAAACUAUGACCCAUUUCAUCCUAACAUACAAAUGUUCAGCCCUUGGGUACUUCACAACAGCUUUCCUAUAUCUGCAAGUUUCCAGGAAGCUCUUUUAGAAUUAUGGAUGCCAACUAUGCUAAUGCAAAGCCUGCUC